AUGACUUCCUACAUUCUGUCUAAUAAUGCUAGCCUCAGUUGGAUUGGCCGGUAGGGUUCUCGACUGGGAUUGGUGAGUAGGUGGCAUAUCUCGACGAGAAAGGCGCUGAUGAAUGGGCGCAGGAGUGGACGUUGGUGGAUGUCGUAAGGAAUUCGGAGUGGCAGAUGAGAGAGGAGAAUUAGAACUGAGGAGAUCAGAGCUGGUUAUCGCCGUAUAGCCCUGUUCAGCUAGACGAAGAUAGGAGAGAGGGUACUGAUGUCCAUAAUCUACACCAGGGGGACAAAUUCGACGAACGGAUCCGUAGAGAAGUGUAGAGGUGUCUCCAGAGAGGGUGUUCAGCAUGGAGGGCGUCGUGAGAGCGGGGUCGAGAGAAUAAGGCACUCCUCCUCCUCCUCCUGCUGUUGUUGUUGUUGCAAUCAUACUGUGCGACAUUGGAUAACUAUCUCCCGGUGGUUGCAUCUUUUUCACCAACAUCAACUGUAA
Molecule: messenger RNA, 483 nt
Organism: Rodentolepis nana
Lineage: Eukaryota; Metazoa; Platyhelminthes; Cestoda; Cyclophyllidea; Hymenolepididae
Source: the annotation of a GenBank genome assembly